This is a messenger RNA of Drosophila yakuba, 539 nucleotides long. RefSeq names its product COX assembly mitochondrial protein 2 homolog. Gene Ontology annotation, cellular component: mitochondrion. The record is from RefSeq and is a predicted model, not a curated record. Bases 87 to 329 code for a protein of 80 amino acids. The transcript has 2 exons. NCBI's taxonomy places the organism in Eukaryota, Metazoa, Arthropoda, Insecta, Diptera, Drosophilidae.
AUGUUAAAAUUACCUAACAAAAUUUUGACAACAUACGCGAAUCAGGAAAGUGGAAAGGCAAUAAACCCGGCCGGAAUCAGUAGAAAAUGCAUACGGAUCUUGCCUCCCAUCUGCACACGCCCGCUUGCAACAAGUUGAUCGAGGAACUCCAGGCCUGCCACGAAAAUAACGCCUUCGCAAAAUUUGUGGGCGUGUGCAACUCCAUUGACGAUAAGGUGGUAAAGUGCCUAAAAGGCGAGAGAAUCGCCCGAUCCGCCGCGAAUCGCGCCAAAGCCCGCGAAAGUCAGGCGAAGUACAAGGAAAAGUUGCUCCAGCAGGAAGGAAACUAAAGGACUGAAAUCAACCAAUAUGCCAGUACAACCAGAGGAUCCGCUAGAACCGUUCUACUUCGAGCAAGAAGAGCAGGAGAUCUGUGGGAAGCUCGUAACUCCCAUAACCGAUGGUUUCCAGGAGGAUUACCCCAGCGUUGUGGAUCGCUUUUUCACCAGAUAUUACUACUUCAAGGGAGAUGUUCCCUACCAAGUGCUCUACCACUCCAA